AGCAGCGUGAAGUCAAGAAGCAUUCAUCCAAGAAGCAUUCAUCCAAGAUGUCCAUAUCAAGUCAGCAGUCGACGGCAAUGGAGCAGCCGGAGGGCGAGUCACUUCAGUCUCAUGAGUUGACUGUCAUGGUUGAUCAGCUUAUCCACGAUUUACAAUACUCAAUCAGCAGAGUUUCUACAGAUCUUACGACGAAGAUGGACGACAUGUCGACGAGAUUAAACGCCCUCGAACAAAUGCUACGCCAAUCACUCGAAGGCGUACCACAAACGGCACCUAAGAAGAAGGAGGGCUCGGCAUAG
This is a messenger RNA of Saitoella complicata NRRL Y-17804, 299 nucleotides long. RefSeq lists its product as uncharacterized. Bases 48 to 299 code for a protein of 83 amino acids. Gene Ontology annotation, molecular function: transcription corepressor activity. The transcript is spliced from 3 exons. Lineage: Eukaryota; Fungi; Ascomycota; Saitoellomycetes; Saitoellales; Saitoellaceae. The record is from RefSeq and is a predicted model, not a curated record.